ACAAACUGCUAUACCUACGGCCAAGCAAACACAAAAUCUAUAUGAAUCAGGAUUGAAAAAAUUACCGGUUUUUUUCUUGAAGUGGGAAAAACACAGAAAAGUGCAUGAGUUGUGGCGAUAUUCUUAAAGUAACACUUAAUUUGGGAAAACCCAAUGGAAAUUCCUUUGAGGUGUAUAUUCAGAAAGGUAAAAGAUCGAAGCAAAACUACACAGGUACUGCGCAUAUAAACCUGAAGUUUACAGCAGUGAACACCUUACACUGCCUUAUGGAUAUAUAUUGGGCUGGAAAUUUUAUUUUAGUAUUCAGUAGUCAACAAAAAUUCCAGCGGUCAAGACACUAAAAUAAUAGUGGCGCAGUAUAAAAAUUCCAAAAGUCAAAAAUGUCAUUAAAAACAAAAUUUCUAUUAACGUUAACGGCGCUUGGUUGCUUGCUGAUAGCGCAACAAACCGAUGGAAGACCACAACCGCAAGCCGAUGCAAAUGGUCCCAACGAUGUGCUUAGUAAUUUGGAUAGUAUCUUCAAAGUCGGUCCAGGCAUGAAGGUAUUCAGUACGCAACCCUCAGGCGUGCAUCCUAACGAGGUCACUGACCAAAAUGAUGACGCCGCGGAUAUUAUCUGCGCAGAACGCACUGCCGGACAGUCAUACUGUACGGAGGUGCCAAAUUAUUUGGAAUCCUCACAACUGGACAAGAUCGAUCCGCAGCAGUUUGAGCAAUUCAGCUCAUAUUUCAAAGACGAUUUCAUGCAACCGCACAAUGUGACAAAUCGCAUGAACGAGGAGGCUGAGGAGAACUUUUGCAAUAGCAAAUCGCGCAUUAUUUAUCCGAAAAGCGUUGAAACAAAGGAGUCCAAAUGGGUGUUGGUGGUGCAGCAUGAACGGCAUAGACAAGGCGUGUUGGUGGAGCAGUGCGAAGCUGAAGGCAGUUCCUGUAAAUAUGAGGAUCUAAUGCCCUUUGGCGUCUCAUCGAAAUGUAAGCAACACUAUGUCUAUCGCAGCUUGAUAGUAUUGGUGAACGGUGUGUUGGUGGAGCGUAUGGUUAAAUUGCCAAAUUAUUGUGAAUGUGUUUUAAGAUUUAAUUUGAAAAGAAAAUUUUGAUUUUUUUUGUUAAAAUGUUAACGUUUAUGUAUAUAAUUUUAAUAUUAAUAUUGUAUAGGCUAUAUAUAUGUAUAUAUAGUUUUAAUUGAGCAAAUAUUAUAAAUAUGUGUAUAUUGAGUUUGUAUUUGCGAAGUCGAUGCGACAUUAGCCUAAAUAUUCAAUUUGGAAACAAAUUGCAUUCGAAUAACUUCGACUUUGAAUCUCUUUUCGAUAGAAAUAAAUAGUUUGGUGUGAAAUUUGAACGAUUAUGUCAAAUAGCUUAACAUGCUCAGUAAGAAUGUGACAUGAUAGUAAUUUUAGAUUACAUGAUAGUAAUUUUAGAUUAAUACGGGUUUAGAAGAGUAAUUUACAAAGUAUGAGAUCAGAAAUGAUUUGAAAGGAGAGAUCUAAACGUCUUUGAGUGAAAUAUAUCCUUAAAAAUAUGUUACUACUUGCUACUACAGUCAGUCCAAUUUAUAUAAAUUGCAUGUUCGAUCCGCUUAUUUUUAUGACAAUGAUCGCUAAUGUUAUUGCGAUCACUUUCUCUUACCCAAAUAUUCGUAAAUGAUGUGAUAUACAUGUUCAGUUGAUAUCUUUAGAAAACCUACUGUCUCGAACAACUUCACUUUACGGUCAUUCAAAAUUAUUUUGUGGACUUUUUUGAUGUUUUCGUCGGUAACAACCUGUUUUGGGUAUGAACCGCGUUCACCGUCUUCGGAACUCAUUUCAAUACGUCUAAGCUUAGCAUACCAAUCCUUGAUAGUUGAUUUUUCUAAGGGCAGUGUGGGGAAACUCGUCAUUAUUCCAAGUUUUUGCUUCAACUGUAUUUCCCUUCAAAAAGGAAUAUUUUAUCAACACGCGAAAUUCUUUUUAUCAAUUUUUUCAUAUAACCAAAAAAAGUAUAUAUUUCACAAACCAAUUAUCAGGCAGAUGUCAAAUUUAUACACAAAGGUAUAAGUAAAGGUUAGAACUAACUAAAACUUAUAUGGAUUUAAUACUAGUAACGCCAUCUAUGUGUCAGACCGAGAACUUUUAAAUUUACCUGUUACUACUAUUUUAUUAUAUAUUCCGUUUUCUCUACCUUAUACUACGUUUCCACCAAAGAUUUUAAGAGAUUAGAUUAACUUCUUCACUAAUCAGCCCGUUCUUACUGCCGUUAGACAGAUGAUAAAACAGCUGUUUUUGUCAACCAAGAAUUCACAUCGCUUAAUAUUUAUGAAAAGAAAACAUUGCCAUAUAGUAUCUAUAUCUAUAUCUAUAUCUAUAUAUAAUAAAAAUGA
Bactrocera dorsalis (oriental fruit fly) is the source of this 2356-nucleotide messenger RNA. RefSeq names its product protein spaetzle-like. Gene Ontology annotation, biological process: innate immune response; central nervous system formation; regulation of Toll signaling pathway. The coding region runs from base 381 to 1097 and encodes 238 amino acids. The record is from RefSeq and is a predicted model, not a curated record. Lineage: Eukaryota; Metazoa; Arthropoda; Insecta; Diptera; Tephritidae. Gene Ontology annotation, molecular function: growth factor activity; Toll binding. Gene Ontology annotation, cellular component: extracellular region. The transcript has a single exon.